CAUAACGGAUUUUUGUUUUAGGGCGCGCGGUGUCAAUUGAUCUAUGUAUGUAACUCUUCAGUCAAUCCUUGUAGCUCGCCAAGAAAAAAUUGAACUUUUUCUUAUGGAUUUAUUUAGUUUAAUGGUGACCAUUAAUUGCCUUGUCCAGAUUUGCAUUGAAAAUAAAUUUAAAUUUUUUGUAACAAACAGUUCAAAUUUUUUUUUAAUGUUUUGUUUUUUUUAUUUUUGCUUAAAGUUGGAUUUGGGAAUUUUUUUUUUAAAUUCCUGUUUUUAAUAUGUACAUUCAUAUUUAUGUACAUAUAUGUAUAUUUUGCAAAGCAAGUUGUUUCCAAUAUGCACCGAAAAAAGAUUGGUCAUAAACGCAUGCUUGUUAGUUACACUCGUGACUCUUCGCUAACCGAGGUCAAUACUUUUCGGUGCCAAGUUGCCGGUCUUUUAAAGGAUGUUCCAUACUAUACACUCCCCAUGUACAAUUUUCGAGAGCUAUUUCAGUCGCGCUUUAAAACUUCGACAAGUGUUCUGAUAAUAACGAGGACAAGUUUAUCAGUUUGCUUCCCGAUCUGAUGAAUACUACAGAAAACUCACCUUUAAUGGAGAAGAUGCAGCACAGUGUUCCUUAUUGUACAAUGCACUUUAAAAGAGAACAGCACAAGGGUUGGGCUGAACAGGAAAUCGAACCAUUACCUAACGUUAGCAUGACUAUAUUAGAAAUACAAAGCCUUGUCCAUCCAUUAUUAAAGCUUCAUACUGGUGACAUUCCGGUUGCCACACUUCUUAACUGAAUCGAAGAACAGCUAGAUGUAAAGAUAAUACCAAAUGAAAGUGGGGUAAAUCUUGAGCAUUUAAUCUGUUGUGUCCAAAGGAUUUAGAUUCACGCCAAUAAUUUUGGAAUAAAGAUUCUUGGAUUGAAACUUAACAAAGAUAGAGCUUUACACUCAAGUACUAAUUUAAGUACUGUGAGUACCGGAGAUCGCUCCGAAGAAAGUUGUUGCAAAAACUCUAUAUCGGACCCACUUUUUCAAAUUUCACGUAAAGUCAUAGAGUUAGUCAAGAUGUCACCAAAGUCUACAAUGAAGUUCAAUCGCUUUAUUCCAGCUUAUCACAAUCAUUUCGGCAAGCAAUGCAGAGUAGCUGAUUAUUGUUACACAAAGUUGAUUGAGCUUUUUAAAGCUUUAUUCUCUGUAGUUCAAAUCAUGGGAGACGGUGAAAAUCGUCAAAUCACACUUACGCACCGAACCCAGAUACGCAGAUUUACAUCAGAUCUUUCGCGCGUUUUACGCGCCCAUUGAAACAAUUCCGUUCUUUUGUCUCAAAUACCAGGAAUUUUAUCAUAAACACAAAAUAAAAACUUUGAUAUUUCAGACUAUGGUGUGUGCAACAUUGUGAAUAUCUUAGAUGGUUUAGUAAAUUCAAAUAUUGUAGUAAUAAGCACUGUACAGAAUGGAAAGGACAUUCUUAUCUCAAUGCCAAAACGAAAGCAAACAAGCAAUGAAUUAGUAAAAACUAGUGUGUUCGCGGGCGAAAUAGUCGAGCUUCUUCAAAACUCACUACAGUAUUCAAUUUUAUUUCAAAAGUUUGUUCGGUCUUACCAUUACCACUUUUCAUAUCAGUGUCGUCUCAGUGACUACGGCUUCCUUAAAUUAACUGAUCUUAUGGAUGCUAUUCAUGGCUUGGUUCAGAUGGAAAUAGUGUCCGAUGAAGAAAAAAAAAUUUGUCUAUCGCCAUAUGUGGCUAGAAGGGUUUUUUCGGAGCAAUGCGGCGACCUUAUAAAUAAUGCUACCGGAAACUUAAGAAAUUCCAUGAAACUUGAUCAUGUUCUUAAGUUACACAAAAAAAAGUUUGGUUAUCAGAUGCAAGCGCACACAUUGGGAGCGUCUGAUAUGAUAGAGGCUGUUGAAAUGUUACCGUACGUCGAAGUGAAAAGUUCAGAUUAAGCCAUAUGGAUAAUAUAUCGCAAAGAUGAUUUAUCAUUUCGUAAUUUCUGUUAUCGCGCAUGUAUGCAUUUAAUUCGAUCAGAGUUAUUAGCUCUAGAACCUACUGCAGGAUUUGGAGAAAAUAUACAAAUUGAUGUGUCGUCCAAUGAAAACUCAAAACAUAUUUCAAAGGUUAACUUUCUAAAUGAGUUUAAUAACCAAAAUAGAUAUCAUCUCAGUAAUUCAAUUUUGGCAUCCAUGAGUCAUGCUAUUGAGUUGUCCGUGCUACAAAAAUGAAAAAGUAUCUACAUCGUGUCACUCACAAUCACAGAUUUAUCAAUCAACAUUUGUUAGACGGAGCUAUAUCAGCGAAAAUACAAGCUUAUAUCGUGGGACAGAUAUUCCAUCAGGGAUUUCAUUUGUUAAAAGUAAUAAGUUGCCAAGCUACUCCAUGCUACCAGGAACAUUUUCUACUAAUGGAGGGAAAAGUACAGUAACUUCCGUUCCCAAUGAGUCUCAAAUAUGCAAGAAUGCUCAAUCUCAGGGAAUGGCUUUUAGCUAUUAUAAUAAUCUUUAUAUGCCCUACAAUCAAAAUUACACCUGUGCGACUUUAGCUGCAGUUGGUUCUGAAUCAAAUCGUCCGAUGAUUAACGAAUAUCAGAAACCUCUGCAGCAACAGGCCUACCAACCGAUUACUGCAAUUCACAAACAGGCUACCAACAUGUGUACUCUAAACCAGCCUGUGGAUCCUUUAUUAGUGUCCAUCUCAAGCAGCAGACUAUUAAAAUGCUUGCCUGCUACCGAAGUCCCCACUAACAAUUGCAUAUUGCAAGACUUUACUAAAAGCGAUAAAGUAUUAAGCUUUGGAGAAAAAGCAUGCUUACCAAAAUUGGAAAGUUUAGUUGAUCUUGAUGGCGAAGCAAUAGAAAAUGAAACGCACUGCUUUGCAUCCGUAAAAGACGUAAGAGAUACUGUUACGUUGCAGAUUACUAAUCUAGAUUACUCGCUGGACGAGUCGAGCCUACGAAGCUUUCUUUUGAAUCAGCUAAAACCUAUUACUCCAGUAGUAUCUCUUGUCUUUGAAGGCAGUGCGUAUGCCAAAGUCACGGUGCCAGACCUUUAUUUUGCAAAGCAAGUUGUUUCCAAUAUGCACCGAAAAAAGAUUGGUCAUAAACGCAUGCUUGUUAGUUACACUCGUGACUCUUCGCUAACCGAGGUCAAUACUUUGCGGUGCCAAGUUGCCGGUCUUUUAAAGGAUGUUCCAUACUAUACACUCCCCAUGUACAAGUUUCGAGAGCUAUUUCAGUCGCGCUUUAAAACUUCGAUAAGUGUUCUGGACUUGUACAAAAUGUCCGAUGUUUGUACGAUCACCUCUGAUAAUAACGAGGACAAGUUUAUCAGUUUGCUGCCCGAUCUUUUGAAUACUAUAGAAAACUCACCUUUAAUGGAGGAGCUGCAGCACAGUGUUCCUUAUUGUACAAUGCACUUUAAAAGAGAACAGCACAAGGGUUGGGCUGAACAGGAAAUCGAACCAUUACCUAACGUUAGCAUGACUAUAUCAGAAAUACAAAGCCUUGUCUAUCCACUAUUAAAGCUUCAUACUGGUGACAUUCCGGUUGCCACUCUUCUUCACUGCAUCGAAGAACAGCUAGAUGUAAAGAUAAUACCAAAUGAAAGUGGGGUAAAUCUUGAGCAUUUAAUCUGUUGUGUCCAAGGGAUUCAGAUUCACGCCAAUAAUUUUGGAAUAAAGAUUCUUGGAUGGUUGGAACUUAACAAAGAUAGAGCUUUACACACAAGUACUAAUUUAAGUACUGUGAGUACCGGAGAUCGCUCCGGAGGAAGUUGUUGCAAAAACUCUAUAUCGGACCCACUUUUUCAAAUUUCACGUGAAGUCAUAGAGUUAGUCAAGAUGUCACCAAAGUCUACAAUGAAGUUCAAUCGCUUUAUUCCAGCUUAUCACAAUCAUUUCGGCAAGCAAUGCAGAGUAGCUGAUUAUGGUUACACAAAGUUGAUUGAGCUUUUUGAAGCUCUAUCCUCUGUAGUUCAAAUUAUGGGAGACGGUGAAAAUCGUCAAAUCACACUUACACACCGAACCCAGAUACGCAGAUUUACAUCAGAUCUUUUGCGCGUUUUACGUGCCCAUGGAAACAACUCCGUCCUUUUGUCUCAAUUACCAGGAAUUUUAUCACAAACACAAAAUAAAAACUUUGAUAUUUCAGACUAUGGUGUGUGCAACAUUGUGGAUAUCUUAGAUGGUUUAGUAAAUUCAAAUAUUGUAGUAAUAAGCACUGUACAGAAUGGAAAGGACAUUCUUAUCUCAAUGCCGAAACGAAAGCAAACAAGCAAUGAAUUAGUAAAAACUAGUGUGUUCGCGGGCGAAAUAGUCGAGCUUCUUCAAAACUCACUACAGUAUUCAAUUUUAUUUCAAAAGUUUGUUCGGUCUUACCAUUACCACUUUUCAUAUCAGUGUCGUCUCAGUGACUACGGCUUCCUUAAAUUAACUGAUCUUAUGGAUGCUAUUCAUGGCUUGGUUCAGAUGGAAAUAGUGUCCGAUGAAGAAAAAAAAAUUUGUCUAUCGCCAUAUGUGGCUAGAAGGGUUUUUUCGGAGCAAUGCGGCGACCUUAUAAAUAAUGCUACCGGAAACUUAAGAAAUUCCAUGAAACUUGAUCAUGUUCUUAAGUUACACAAAAAAAAGUUUGGUUAUCAGAUGCAAGCGCACACAUUGGGAGCGUCUGAUAUGAUAGAGGCUGUUGAAAUGUUACCGUACGUCGAAGUGAAAAGUUCAGAUGAAGCCAUAUGGAUAAUAUAUCGCAAAGAUGAUUUAUCAUUUCGUAAUUUCUGUUAUCGCGCAUGUAUGCAUUUAAUUCGAUCAGAGUUAUUAGCUCUAGAACCUACUGCAGGAUUUGGAGAAAAUACACAAAUUGAUGUGUCGUCCAAUGAAAACUCAAAACAUAUUUCAAAGGUUAACUUUCUAAAUGAGUUUAAUAACCAAAAUAGAUAUCAUCUCAGUAAUUCAAUUUUGGCAUCCAUGAGUCAUGCUAUUGAGAUUUAUAAAUACGCUGACAAAGAGUGUGUUCGGCUUACAGGCCUAUUGAAAUUCUUGAUCUCUAUAGUUCGCAUUUUAGAGCAUCGGCAAAAGAUGCACCUCAAUGAAAUAAAAAACAGCUUAAAAUGUGGCCUUUCUACUACUUUUGAAUUUGGAUUCCCCAAUUUAUACGAAUUACUUUCUGCAUAUGAAGAUCUCUUCACACUGGACUUUGGAUCUUCUCAUGACAGAUGUAUUGUUUCAUUAAAAGCUGAUUGCGAGUUGCGCCUUUGUACACAGCUAACUAAUAGGGACAUGUUUGGCUCCAUUAAAUUUACACAUCCAAAGAAGAUCGACGAAUGUAAAUCCAAUGAGAAUAACUUGACAAACAAUGUCAUGCCACUUAUUUCUUCAGAAAAGUCGUCUUUUUCAAGCUCCAAUUUAUCAUUAAUGAGUAGCUUUGGAUCAGCUCAAGGAAAUUCCAGUUUCGGCGACAGUUUGGAUUUUAAAGAAAAUUUUUUUAAUUCUUCCCUUAAAUUGUUUAACAGCUCUUUUAACUCAUCUAGAGAUUUAGACGCUAGUUUGGGAGCAGGUGAUUUGACUACCAUAGUCCCGAAUACCGGAAUGACAGACACAUCAUAUGUACAGUCAUCGGGUAAACUUUGGCGUCGGCGUAAAGUAAGUUCCUACCAGCAGCCCUUGCAGCACAUUGAUACAAAUAUUGCGCAUCAAAAACGUAAAGCGGCUAAUGGCCUUUAUGACCUGGUUAGCUCUAGUAAACAAUUGAAGGGAUCAUUAUAUGGGCCGCCAAAAGCAGAUAACUCAUCAGAUGAUAGACUACCCUUUUGGAUUGAUCCCAUAUGGAGCAACAAAACUGAAGAUCCUAACCCAAAUAUUUUCAAUGUUCGACUUCCAGAAAUUCAUUCAAAAAAUGUUAUUCCAUUGCUUUUAUCACCAUACACAAUUUCUAAGAAUGAAAAUACAAAACGGAAGCUAUUUGGCAUGGAUAAUCAUGAUCGCAACAUAGCAUAAAAAAAAUUUGUUUAUUUAACCCAACGCGAAAAAAAAUAAAUUAAAGCAAUCAAUUUGUGUAUAUUUUGAAUCCAGUUCAAACUUUCAAGUUAAUAAUUUUUAAUGUUAAAAUAUAUUCGCCUAAGUUAAUUUUUAUGUUACCGGCCCCAAUGUAGUGUUUAACUGUUUUCGAAUAAUUGUUUCGAGUUAAUGUCUAUUAAUAAAGAAAAAUAAAAUCAA
Drosophila bipectinata is the source of this 6189-nucleotide messenger RNA. RefSeq names its product meiosis regulator and mRNA stability factor 1-like protein (gene Marf1). NCBI's taxonomy places the organism in Eukaryota, Metazoa, Arthropoda, Insecta, Diptera, Drosophilidae. Gene Ontology annotation, molecular function: nucleic acid binding. The record is from RefSeq and is a predicted model, not a curated record.